Rangifer tarandus platyrhynchus (Svalbard reindeer) is the source of this 753-nucleotide messenger RNA. The record is from the annotation of a GenBank genome assembly. NCBI's taxonomy places the organism in Eukaryota, Metazoa, Chordata, Mammalia, Artiodactyla, Cervidae.
AUGAAUCCAACGACUUCAGCAGGUCCCACGGCCAACUCUGUGUUUGUGGUGACACCCCCAAAUGGGUACACGGUGUUCCCUGGGGGCAUGUCUCAGGUGCCCCUAUAUGCGAACUGCCAGUCCCAAGUCCAUGUAAUUCAAGGGAACCCACCUGGUUCGUGGCCAUCUGUGAGUCAGCAACCCACGGAGAGAACCCUAAAAGAAGGCAAAGCCUUAGGGGCCAUCCAGAUCCUGAUUGGCCUGAUUCACCUUGGCCUCGGUUCCGUCAUGGCGACUGUCAUAGGGAACUACACUGCUGUCUCAUUCUACGGAGGCUUUCCCUUCUGGGGAGGCAUCUGGUUUAUCAUUUCAGGAUCCCUCUCGGUGUUGGCAGAAAAGCAGUCACGAUCUUCUUGUCUGCUGAAUAGCAGCGUGGGCUUCAACAUCGUCAGUGCAAUCUUCUCCAUGGUUGGACUUACACUCUUCAUCGUAGAUUUAAUUAUCACGGCUCCCUACGCCUACUCUGACUAUAAUCCUUACUAUCCCACCUGGGGCCGGGUCCCUGGAAUGGCCGUUUCUGGUUUGCUGCUCAUCUUCUGCCUCCUGGAGGUGUGCAUUGCAAGUGCAUCUGCCCACUUUGGCUGCCAGCUGACCUGCUACCAAACCAACAACGUGGACGUGGUGAUCCCAAAUGUCUACGUGACAAACCCAGUGGUCAUCCCAGAACCAGAGAACUCGCCACCAAAUUAUUCUGAGAGCCAGGGUGACAAAUAA